CGGCCGGGAUGUGAGCAGCCAUGUGGAGGUGAUCCCCGCCGGCGAGGGCCCGCCUGAGCUGCGGGGCGCCAUGGCGGCCCGCCUGGUCCAGCGCUGCUCCCGCCUCCUGGCCGUCUCCCGGUCCCCGCCGCCGCCGCCGCCGGCCCCGGCCCGGCCGCCCCUCCGGGCCCCGGCCCCGGCGCCCGGCUCCACCCUGUCGGCCGCGGGCGGCGGGUUCCCCGAGAAGGAGCCCGUGUUCACCCCGUACCCGAAGCGCCAGCCGCUGGACCGGCUGAUCGAGACGGCCUCCAGCCCCGAGGAAGUGCUGCAGCUGGUCCGCUGCGGCCACCCGCCCCACCGCAACCAGGCGGCCCUCAUGCUCGUCCGGCUCUCCCGCCUCCUCGCCGAGAAGCACCAGCCCGCCGGGCCCCUGGCCCAGGACGCCCGCUUCCAGGAGCUGCUCAACACCGUGCACAGCCAGAUCUCCCUGGUGUGGAACAAGACCCUGGUGAGCCUGCUGCGGAGCCUGUACUCGCUGCGCCUGCCGGACGACUGCAAGGAGCUGCGCUCCGUGGAGCAGGAGGUCUGCUGGCGGCUGCGGCGCCUCCAGUUCCGCCAGCUGGCUUUCCUGGCCGAGACCAGCGUCCCGUACCUGCGGGAGCGGCGCUCCGACCUGCUGGCCGAGCUGCUGCUCCACCUGGAGCGGCGCUGGGCCGAGAUCGACGACCGCCGCACCGUGGUGGCCCUCCUCACCAGGGUGGGCCACCUGUCCGAGGCCCUCAUGGACCGCCUCGAGGACAAGGGCCUGGAGCUGGUGGAGCAGUUCAGGGCGGAGGACCUGCGCAACGUGCUGCUCGCCCUGGCCCUGCAGAACCGGCGCUCGGUGCCCCUGCUCCGCGCCAUCUCCUACCACCUCGUGCAGAAGCCCUUCACCCUCAGCAAGAGCGUCCUCCUCGACGUGGCCUACGCUUACGGAAAGCUAAACUUCCACCAGACGCAGGUGUUCCAGAAGCUGGCGGCCGACCUGCUGCCCCUGGUGCCCGGCAUGUCGCCCAACGACGUGGCCCGCUGCGCCAAGUCCUUCGCCUUCCUCAAGUGGCUCAACCUGCCGCUCUUCGAGGCCUUCGGCCAGCACGUCGUGGCGAGGGCCGGUAGCUUCACGCCCCAGCAGCUGUGCAACGUGAUCCUGGCCUUCGCCCGCCUGAACUUCCAGCCCGAGCCCCAGGACCCCUUCUUCGGCGUGGUACAUGAGCGACUGAACCCGGUGUUGGCCGAGCUGGGCCCCAGCCUGCAGGUGGAUCUGGUGUGGUCCCUGUGCGUACUACAGCGGGUCCGGGGCGACCAGCUGGCCGGGGUCCUGGCCCCCCGGUUCCACGCCCAGUUCCUGGACGGCAAGUCCCCCCAGGACCAGAGCACUUGGCAGAAGCUGAUGCAUAUCAACGCCACGGCCCAGCUGGAGCAUCCCACCUACACGGGUCCCUUCCUGCCCCCGCCGGCCUUGCGCCCCCCGCCCUCCUCCUCCUCCUCCCCCUCCCUGCUCCGGAAGGAGACCCCCAUGCAGCAGGAGCUGCAGGAGACGCUGCGGGGGCUGUUGGGAAGCGGUGACAAGGGCCGCUUCGCGGUGAUGACGCAGUACGGCUGGGAGCUCGACGCGGAGGUGGUCCUCAGCCAGGACAAUCAGCCCCUGCCCCUGAAGGACCUGGCCGCCCCUCACCUGGCCCACCCAGCCGGGAGCCAACCCCUGCCUCCGGGUGCCAAGAGGCUGGCUUUCCUGCGCUGGGAAUUCCCCAACUUCAACAGCCGGAGCAAGGAUCUACUGGGCCGCUUUGCCAUGGCCCGGCGCCACGUGCAGGGGGCCGGCUUCCUGGUGGUGGACGUGCCCUACUACGAGUGGCUGGAUCUGAAGUCCGAGUGGCAGAAGGGUGCCUACCUCAAAGACAAGAUGGGCAAGGCUGUGGCAGAGGAACUGGCCAAGUGAUUUUCUGUGGGGGGCUCCCCCUCCGGCGGGGGUCACAGACUUGGACUGAGCCUCCCCCGCGGCUAGGCUGGGUGCUGCUGUGGGAAGGUUCCCUCCCCUCGCCCCCCUCAAAUCCGGGUCCUCUCCUCCAGAGACAGGGCCGCUCGCCGCCGCUGCUGGGUUUGUGGGGGGGCUACGGGGGCAUGGGCAGGAGGCUGUCAGUGCCCGCUUGGAACAGCACCCCAGUUUCCCCUCCAAUAAAGGUCUUUAUGCCGUUUA
Molecule: messenger RNA, 2215 nt
Organism: Tachyglossus aculeatus (Australian echidna)
Lineage: Eukaryota; Metazoa; Chordata; Mammalia; Monotremata; Tachyglossidae
Gene: FASTKD4
Product: transforming growth factor beta regulator 4
Exons: 10
Coding region: 71-1957 (628 amino acids)
Biological process (GO): regulation of mitochondrial mRNA stability; mitochondrial RNA processing
Cellular component (GO): ribonucleoprotein granule; mitochondrial matrix
Molecular function (GO): RNA binding
Source: RefSeq, a predicted model, not a curated record